This is a messenger RNA of Raphanus sativus (radish), 626 nucleotides long. RefSeq lists its product as uncharacterized. Lineage: Eukaryota; Viridiplantae; Streptophyta; Magnoliopsida; Brassicales; Brassicaceae. The record is from RefSeq and is a predicted model, not a curated record. The transcript has a single exon. Bases 65 to 412 code for a protein of 115 amino acids.
CCACAGACUCCCCUCACUCGCACCAAUCCCCAUUCUCUCUCUAUUUCUUCUUAAUUGUCUCACAAUGGCUAUUUCCGAUGAUCUUCCUCCUCAACUUACGAAAGAUGUCAAGAGAAGAAGCAGAAAAAGAAGAAUCGUGAAAAGUAAAGACCUUGAAGUACUGAUCAGCGUCGCUACAAGAGCCGCUCAUAUCGCAAGAGACAAAGGGUUUCACAUCGUCUCUCCUGAAGCCAUACGAUGCGUCGAGGUUCUCAGAAUGAUGCGAAGCUUGCCCUUGACUCCUCGGCUUAUCAUCAAAACAGAUGUCUUGCGCUCUCUUCAAUUCCUCGCCACUAACGGUAACCCUAAAAUCAGAUCAGAGUCGAAAUCCGUUCUUAAUCACUUGAAGGGUGUGCUUGCUGCAACAAGUUGAAGACAAGGGUUUUGCUCGAAAGACCGAGGACCACGAACGAACAUAGAGAGAGAGAGUAUAAAGACUUAGGGUUUUUUUCCCAAUUCUUGUGAUUCGCUAAUGGAAAACGUAAAUUUCUUGUUGUCUAGUUCAAACUUUGUAACAUGUUAGAAUCAAAUUGAUUGUAACUAUAACCAAGUCACAAGACUGAAUAAGACAGAGAAUUGUGUUUAAU